GUUUAUACAAUAUCUAUCUGUUUAUCAUGCCCGUGUGUAAUUGUAUGAAGCAUGUUUUUGCAUCCGUAUUCUCUAUACAUAACGAGCUUCUUUGACUAAUUUGGGAUAGAUUUUUUUCUUAAAACAAAAAAUACCUUUUAAGCCCGAUUAUUAGAGUUAGUAAGUGUAAAGUAGGAAGUAAUACUAAAAAAAAAAAAAAAGGGGGAGCACAGUACUUGUGAAGUAGUCUGACGAAGAUUAAGACGUCGAGUGAAAGGACGCAAAGAGGAACGAAAGAAGGAGAGAUAGAUACAUGAGUGUGCGUGAAAGCACGUUGCGGUAUCAGCUGAUAAGGGCGCAAGUUGAAGGGAGUGGGAAGAAAGAGAAGGAGAAAGAGGGAAAGACUAAGAGAGUGGGCAGGGGCGACAGAGACCAAGUGUGUGGGUGGUCGAAGAGGGAUGGCGCAGGGAGAACAACCGAUGUCUCGACAUCGGUCCCGUUCUCGCCUCAGUAGACUCGCUAUCGUCGGUACCGGCGCCAGUGCGCGGGCGCCGUCGUCGCCGCCGCCUUGUCGCCGUCUUUGUCCUCAUUCCGUCGUCGUCAUUCGCGACGAAAUGAUUGUCCGCGAUUCCGACAAUUGACGCUCCCGAGCCGAAAUUCAAGUGACGCGCCACCGGGCAGCGUCAUCGAUCCCACCUACGGCGAAUUAAUGAUCGUCUCGAAAUAUCUUACGUGAAAUCUGUGCAGAUUCAGAGCUGUGCUGUCUCUUUGUUGUAUCAAUUGAUUUCUCGAGAUUUUCUUUAUGCAGUCACCAUCGCACAACAAACUCGAGGCCUUUCAAUAGCCAGAGCCUCUCAGCUAACAUCGCGUGUUCAAGAUGCAUUUGGAAGAAAUUGAUGAGAGAAAUCCAACGAGUGUCGUUCACCCACGGUGGCGCAGCCCUUAGACCCAACGAGAAUAAAUAGCUGAGCUAUUGGUCACAACAGCGUGCAUAAAUAGCACGCGAAACUAUUAAUAGCCUAACACGAACUCACUUGACCUAUCGAAGUAUUGCGGCAGAAAAUUUACAGAGAUAAAGACAUCCACCCACACAUGCUUGUCGCAACACCCCGUGAUCGCAAAAGAAGAGGCUGCAAUUGCAGCCGCAAUAAUUGCAAUCGCGCGUAAACGCGCAGCGUCAUCGAACGGUGAUUGGCUCUCAUCAGCGACAUAUCAAAGGAGAGUACGUAAUAACGAGAACGGAUCCACCCACUCGCGGCGCCGAACAUCGUGAUCUCGUAAAAAAAAAGUGUAAUAGCAUCUGUCACGCUUUAUACACCUCGCAAACGCGACAUGAAGCGUCAAUAAUCGACAUCGAGCCUGAUUGACCCAUCGUUGACAUAUCAAAGGGAAUUAACGAUGAAAGUAGAUCCACCUACACGCAUAUGGUCUCGGAAAUUACCUUCAGCUUCGUAUUGAGGACCAAACAGCUAUUGCACUCGCAUAAUACAAGGCGCCAAUCAAGCAACUGAAUAGACGCAAUGCGGCUUUAAUCGAACUCUUAUUCGAUUUGUCGUGAAAGCGUGAAGAGAAAUUCCUAACAACAGGCGCGUAAUGUUCGUAAUGUUCCUUGUAAUCUCGUCCAACAAAGUGACCAUUGUAAUUGCAUAAUGAGUAGUGUAUACAUCAAUGAGAACACAACGACAAAGUUAAUUGUUUGGACAAAGUUAAUAGCUUGGUUAUUAUGGAAAUAGUGUGCAAAAAGCUAAAGCAACAGCAGAAACGAGAGACGUUCCGUAAUUAUCAAGCGACGUAUGGCCGCUGUAAUCGUGCAGAGAAAUUUACUUUGAUUAUGAAUCAAUAGUCAUCAUCCACAUCAUGACCCAAAUCGUCUAGUCGGCGAGACAUAUCGCAGACUUUGCGAUAUUAACGAGGACGAGAAUAUGUCAGCGAGAAACUUUAAUAAUUGGAUCCACCAAGGUGAAGAGAGAAUUCUCUAUCGUGGUAGUGGGGUGCAUCGCGGCGUCCGUGAAGACGGUGCGAAGAUCCGAGGGUAAAUCGAUAUAAUCUCGUGUGGAUCUUCGUGAUGAUUGACGAUCGUCGACAGUAACGCAACCCACGGUGGCGGCGCUUUCGAAACGACGGUGCGUCGGCGUUUCCGUGAGAAUGUUCCGCGCACGAGUGUGCCACGACGCCGCGGUCGUUCCGUUAUCGAGCGUCACUUCCCCGUGACCGAGCGUGCGAUCUUGACAGUCGCACCCACGCCUAUCGAUCUCCGCGCGGCAUUGUCGUGCGUGUGUCGAAAUUUCAGCGAAAGAGUCAUCCUCGAGAACGAAAGCCACUAGAUUAGCCCGGGUUAUCGAGCGGGCGGGUUUUGACAAGAGCCCUCGGGUGAAGAUGCGAUUGCGCGAAGUGCGCAGGUGUCUCUUUGUGACCAAUAACACGUGACGGCGAUCAUGACUACGCUUUACAUCUGCUUGCAGGUGUCAAAGUCGACCUGGUCGGCAAUGACCGAUGAUUCAUCAUCGGUCGAUGGUACUUUCGACACGCGUUGAUCUCUAUGAGACACCACGUCGGGUUCGCGAAGCAACGUCCUCACUUGGCCGUUAAUUAUCGCGCGAUCGUUACAGAUCAUCUCUGUGAACUCCUCCGCAGACUGUUCGUGCGUCGGUCUUCUUCCAGCCAGUGUAUCGUCAUACGUCGUCAGCUUGCGAAGAUGACAAAGGUGUUGAAACAUCGAAUCAUCGGUCGAUGUGGGAUCGAUGAGAUACCGUCGAUUUACAGUAGCACGCCGCCGUGAAAUCCUGAAGAAGCUCUCCCUAUGAUAGCCAUCGAUCCGCGGCAGAGAUAAUUAUGACACUGCGACGCGUCCAAGAACGUGAUCGACCAUGAUCGGUAUCUGCGGCGAUGUAUUGUGGGAUGUCAGCGAGCAGAAGAAUAUCUGGGAAACGAGUCUCUUGGUGUGACUAUCGGCGCGAUAAUAAGACACGUACAGUCCUCGUGCCUAGCGUGCCUGGCGUGUUUACAUGACUAUUAAUACCACACAACUCACGAAGCACAUCGAUACAUCGACAUCUUUCGCAAGCGUAUCAUCAUUGAUGCAGAUUAUCAUAACCGUAACGACGGUGUCGGGAGUCGGGACAACUCCGAGAAUGCGACCGGCAGAGCAAGUUCGCGAUGCUUCCCUAUUGCGAAGAAAAAGCGAACGACGUGAGACUCGGACGUGUUAACUCAGCUGACUGUUAUCGAACAUUCGAAUGCGAGCGAUGCCGUUGAGACACAGAUGGAGCAUCUGGCUCAUCGACGAAGAUAAUUGCGUCUAAUCGCGGCUUCCAACCAGCGGCUUGUCAACGUCGCCAGCGCGGGAAUUGAUGCCGAGGAAAUUUGAUUACAAGUCGACGCCCAACGACCUCACUAGUUGAUAAGAUUCGCGCGAUUAGCUUAAGGGACCAGCGCCUUUUCGCCGGGCCGAGACAGAAGGGAGUAUCGGACAACGGAAGGAAAGGAAGAAAAAAAAGGAGGGGACAAGGGGGACCAAUAUUUAACAGCAGCAAUAAUCCGACAAAGGGACCACGAAGUCUACUGAAUAGCCGGUCGACAUGAUGGAUUGGGGAAUACGACGUUCUAUUAUGUUCCACGUGAGGAGGAGGCCUGCGGACUACAUGCCGCGGAAACGUAAAAAGAAACCCGCCGGAAAAUGGAACGAACUGGACCAUAGGUACGAGGACGAGAGGCUGCCUUUUCUGCUGGAGCUCAAUCCUGACGGUAGCGAUAUUCCAAAUGGUGCCGGGGUGCGACAUCGAUUACAACCCAAUGUAACGGAAGUGGGAUCGGAGCGGCCGAUUGGACCGCAAGCGGUACAAGCGCAAACGCUUACGUUGCCGGGGCCAACAGUGAUGCCAAGGCAUUGCGUGAUAGCCUUCACCGAGAACAUUGUCACCCUCACGCCAUGCUCCAGAGACGCGCACACGUACGUCAACAACCAGAGGAUACACCAGACCACUAUACUGCAGAAUGGAGCUGUCAUCAAGUUCGGCAGGAUGCACACUUUCCGAUUCAUCGACCCAGCGCCGGAAGAACGCAUCAGGCAGAGACACGAUUCCAACAAGCAGAUCGACUAUGCUUACGACCGACGCUCGCCGGACGCGACCAGCCAGGACGUCAGCUCGGAGAAGUUCCGACCAGGGUCCGGCACGCCGAACGGCGGCGCUCAGGCCCCGAAUCAGAGUCAAGAGCGGGCGACCCCGUCCAGUCCCUCCAAGUCCGCUGCCGCUCGUAGUCCUCGUAGCCCUACGCACCCGUCGGAACCCACGCACAAUUACGAGACCACGUUCGACCUGGAUGGCAAUGUAGAGACUGCCAGUCUGAGCAGCAGUAGAGACGGCAACAGGCUUGCACAGUACGAACGACAGCCACGAGGCGCAGACCCGAUCUUACCUGCCGUCCUGGAAUUCCUCGAGGAAACCGAAGAGACGUUUCUUCAUGCUGUUAUCACCGACGUGGAACCUUCGGCGCCGCAGUUCAAGCUGGCUCCGACCUACACCCUCUAUCUGAGCGCGAGGUAUCGCGCCAGCACUCACUACAGGCCGGAGUUGCAGCCCACAGAGAGAGCGCAUCGUCUCACUGUUAUGUUGGCGAAUGUCGCUACUAUGAUACAACGUGUUAUCCAGGAACGUUACAUGGACGCUUCGUCGUUGGCUUUCUGGUUAGCGAACGGCUCUGAGCUGUUACACAUGCUGAAGAGUGACCGACACGUGGGAGCAUUUUCCACAAGGGCGCAAGAUAUCCUGACGGACGCGGUGCAUACAUCAUUCGGCUCGCUGGUGCGAUGUGUCACGCUGGAACUGGCACCAGCGAUGACUCAGUUUAUGGCAGACGCGGACGAACCGGCGAAAGAGGCCGGGGUAUUGCAGAUAUUUUCAAACUCGAUGGCAUUGUUGCGACGAUGCCGGGUGAACGCUGCAUUGACGAUACAACUAUUCAGUCAUCUCUUCCACGCGAUCAAUGCCACAGCCUUCAAUACUCUGGUCUCCAAUGGGAAUCUGUGUGUUCGAUGGUUUGGGCGCAGGUUAAAGGCGCGAUUGAAUGCCUUAGAGACCUGGGCGGAGAGACAAGGCUUGGAACUCGCCAGUCAAUGUCAUUUGGCGACGAUCAUGCAGGCGACUCAUCUGCUACAGGCGCCCAAGUAUAACGCUGAAGAGCUGGCUACCUUAAGCUCUACCUGCUUCAAGCUGAAUUCUCUGCAAGUCAGGGCAUUACUGCAGAAAUAUCAGCCUGCCGCAGACGAGCCUAGACUGCCCGCCGAGCUGAUCGAGAACGUUGUAAGGGUAGCAGAGAGUGUCGCUGAUACGCUUGCACGUUCAGACGGCCGGGAGAUAAGACUGGAAGAAGAACCUGUUCUGGGAUUAGCUUUACUGCUACCUGACGACGGUUAUAGUUGCGAGGUAAUAAGAGGCGUUCCACCAGGAUUGGCAGAAUUUUUGGCACCUCUACAGCGAGACGGCUUAUGUCGAAUGGCGGCUCAACCCACUAGCAGUGGGCACUGGACCAUUUACAUGAUAGAUCACCAUAACAAUUUGCGUAGUCCCAGCGCGAUGAGUAACAGAUCGGGUGGUUAUACCAGUCACAUCACUCAAAACCAAGCCCAACCGGAAAUACAUGUCAUUAAAUUGCACAAGAGUACCAACGGUAUGGGCUUGAGCAUCGUCGCGGCCAAGGGUGCGGGUCAAGAUCGGUUAGGCAUCUACAUCAAGAGUGUGGUCACUGGCGGUGCAGCAGAUGCUGAUGGUAGACUGACAGCAGGCGAUCAGCUGCUCAAGGUGGAUGGACAGAGUCUCGUAGGGAUUACGCAAGAAAAGGCUGCCGAAUAUCUCGUACGUACCGGGCCAAUUGUGACGUUGGAGGUUGCAAAGCAAGGUGCUAUAUAUCACGGUCUUGCAACGUUGUUGUCUCAACCUUCCCCUGUUAUGACGAGAGCCUAUAAGAGUCGACCGAGGUCCGAGCUCUUAGAGCCGGCGGCACCAGCGGAAGCUGCGGCAGCCGGCCAGCCAGCCACGUCACACUCGAUGGGCGACUUAUUGUCCCUGCCGAAGCAGACGGCGUGUCAGGAUGUAGCUCAACCAGGUGCGAUCCCGUCCCAACGCUUUCUCGAGGCGUCCUUUUACCGUAAUCAGCUCGAUCGAGGUUUCCCGCGACUAGAUCUCGAGGAGUACCACUCCGCGCGGCAGGAUCCGUUCUCUGUUCUCCAUCAGAGAAGCGCAUAUUCGACUAUAUCUUAUCCUGUCGACGAGUUCCGUGGCUUCGUCGACGAGAGAGAGUACCUGUGUCGUCCAUCCACUCCCACCGUCUCCCCUGUGCGCCCUCCGAAACCCCGUACGCCUCUAUACUGCCCUCUGAUCUCAAUCACGAGCGAUAACGCGGUAUCAUCCGUCAUAUAUCAAGAUGAAAGCGACGAAAGCGAUGAUAAAAUCAUCGAAGAGGAUGAAGGUAUCGCGGAGCAAGGUAGAAUCGCGACGGAUAACCGCUCGUCUUACUCGGUGGACGCUAUAAAUCCAUUUGAGAGGAUCACGACACCACCGGAGGAAUACGCAGCGCCUAUGACAGACGGUAAACGCUCGUCACUGACUUUUGACAAAAACUUCUUCGACACUAUACCGUACAUCGACCAAACCGAUGAUAUUAAUCUCGCGGAAACUUCUGAAUGUGUUCAGGGAACGUCGUGUAACUCUAAUCUUAAGGGUGCCCACAAGCGCACAGAUCGUCAAAGUCACCAGGCUCUUAAUGUCGUGGAAUCUAAUUAUGAGUUAGGCGCAUGUAGCAAUUUGUACUUGUCACCAAGUAGAUCGACGUUGUCCGUCGAAGAUCAAGUAAUCACGCCAGAUAAUACCGUCGUAGAAUCCAGCCAAGACAACUUCUCACACCUGCAAAUACCAAGCGCAAAUAAUAGCACGGAACGCGAAUUAGAUAUUAACGAACAAUAUGAGGACAGGCUAGACGACAUUUCCAACUCGGAAGACUGUGCUGACGAAUCAAGUUCCACGAUUAACGACGAUUUCGCGUCGAGUAGAGCCGACAGGAGCACCGAGGACGGCAUCUCGACGCCCAAGAUGUACACCAUAAUGCCGGAGCUGCACCUCGACCUGAGCGGACUGAAUAGCGACGUGUCCAGCGACGAGUCCAAGACAGAGAAGUGCUGGAAGUCGCCGGAGGAGGUGCGUCUGGGGUGCGGCAGAGUCGCCGCUCUGGCGAAGCACUUCUCCAAACUUGGCGACGCCGGUCUCAUCAGGUUCAAGUCCACCAAAUUGACCGAUUCUCGGCAGUUCGUAUCGGAACCGGACAUCAUGACACCGGAAAAGAGCAACGAACGAUCGCGUCAUGAACCUUGGCGCGUGAAAGAGUACAAGUCGGACUCCAAUCUGACGAGGGAUAUUGACGACGAUUCUCGAAUCGGCUCGGUUGCCAGGCGUAAUGUCAUACUAGUGGACGUCGAAACGGACGGCAACUUUGCGAUUCAAGGAUGCAAACUCCAUCAUUGCGGCGCCAAACGAGUCACCGUCGCCAGGUUUCCUUCGUUGAGCGAUAGUACCGGGCAAAUCGCCGUCACUGAUGUUGGGAAGAGCGUAGCCUUGACAGAGAUCGAAAACUACGAUGACGCGUCGAAUAACGAGAGCAACAAUCAAGUCGCGGGAAUCGAAGAUCACCAGGUAGCAGCAACUGAUAAGAACGAACUUCAGGCUCCCGAAAGUAAAAAUCCGUUGGCUAAAAACGUAAGUGUGAAAAACAGCAGCUCUAAGCUGUCGUUGCAGGAACAGCAGGUGAUCGUAGAGCAACUCGAGCAAUUCUCAAAUCUGGAUAACGCUGAUGCGCCUUUAUUCAUACCUGAACGAGAUGUGGAACUAGUUCCUUCGAAGGACGAGAAUAAUGAGACGUCUGCUCCUGAUAACACCGCUCGGUUAAACGUGACAGAUCAAUCAGAGGUAAUGCCUCAGGAGAAGUUACCGUCGCUGAUCAAUAUAAGUGAUAACCCACAGAAAACUGAACAAGAUGAAGCUUCCGACUCUUCGUCGUCUUCUUCUACCCUGGCUUCCGUACGUUCUCCUUCAUCUUCCCAUUCUUCCGUCGUGUUGUCCUUCUCGAACGUCGCGAAAAGUUCUCUGUCUCCAGAAGAUAGCGAGUCGCAAGUCCAUCAACGUUGCGGCAAGCAUCCCAAGUCGUGCCUGUUCAUAGACAUUUCUCAUUCUUCCGUCAAGAACCGCUCGAACGACAGUUCCUUGGAGAGUCCGUCUAUGCUUCCGCCACGUGCGAGCGCGUGCACGCGAUCGAGUGCGCACGAUAACAACAUUCUGCGCGUGCGAAUUGCCAGACCGCUCUGCAGCAGCGAGGACAAUUUAAUCGGCGCUGCGAUUUACAGCAAAGAGGAGACCGAUCUGCAGAUCGCGGAGCGUCGCGGCGAAUCCGCUAAGUUGACGCGCAGCUGCGAAAAUAUCCUAAGCAGUAAGUUCCUAGCCGAUCCCGUUGGUCGAGAGUGGCCUUCGGGAAGCCUUCGUAAAGACGUCGAUUCGUCCCAUAAAUCCUGCUGCGACAGAUUAAACUCUGAAUCGAAGAAGAGGACACGUUGGUAUCGUCACCGCUCUCUCGAAGAGCUGAAGUCGAAGAGAGCAUCGAGCUGGCAGGACCACUGUACCUCAGUCCGAACCGACGAGAUUCAAAGACUCGGCAGACCAGCCGGCGACAAAUCAGCUCUCGAAGAUAGAGAGGAGCUGCGACGGGACGGUCGCCGAUCGCUCGAGGAACUGAGAUCGCGGAGGGAGUCGCGCGAACAAGACAGUCCGAUUUUGGUUACCGAAGUUCAACGGCCCGACUGGAUGCCGAAGAGACUUCGCAGAAAACGCGUGAGUUGCGAUCGGCUAAGAGGAAGCGCUCUCGAACUGUCGCGUGAGAACGAGGCGAGAGACGAGGAACCGCGCAAGUCUCAGAGCGAGUUGGACGUUUCGAGGCGGAAGUCCGACUCGGAGAGGGACGGUUGGAGCUUCCGUGAGAUCAGCUCGCUGAAAGAUGGUGACCGGUCGCACGCCUCGCGUCCUCGUCGCAUGAGCGAGCGGGAUCUACCGUCACGGCUUGGACACGACGCCACUCCUCAGCAAAUCCACAGCAGCAAGUCUGUGCCGGCAUUGCAUAAUGUGGGUACCGAGGCCAAGCAGCAGCAUGAGGUAUUCAACCCUGGAUACAGCAGAGCCUCUUCCAGCAACAGCGUUACGCCGCCUGUCCAGCCGCCUCCCAUGGCUACAAUUAACAGCGCGACUUCCUUGCGUUCCAGAUCGAGUCACAACUUACACGACCCCAUGAGAAUCGGGACUUUACCGCCUUCCGGCUUGGUCAGCAGGCAGCAGUCGUCACCUAACUUGAAUCCGAACCCAACGCACACUAAUGCACCGUUGAAUGCGCAGAACUUGGAGGCAGAGAGGUUUUAUCAGAACCUAAGCGUUUAUCGAAAUCAAGACCCGACGGUGAAACAACAGAUCAGUCCGCAUCAAUCGGACGAGAGGAAUCCCCAACACAUUCAGAAGACGCUGAGAGGCUCUCAAAAUUCGCUGAACCGUCCGUCCACUUUGGAAGUUAGCGGUCACAUUCGAGACCGUCCGACGUCCGCGUACAUCACUCAAGGCCAGCAACAGAGCUACUCAACGAUCAACAACCAGCUGCAGCAGCAGAGUGGAGGUUUGCCGCCGCGUUCGCAGUCAUCACGUGACAUGAUUCGCCAGGAGGCGAAGCUGCAGGAGAUGCAGGAGGAGGUUCGUCGUCGGGAAUUACGCGGUGGUGCGCCGCUGCUGAACCAACAUCGACCACCGGCGAUGUACAACAUCGGUGCACGAGGAGCAGCGCCUUCUCAGCAACUGUCGAAUACCUUGAACGUCCGAUCACCGAGACCGCUUGGUUCUACAUCGAACUUGGGCACCACCUCCUCGUACACCGCUGCGAGACAAAAUGUGCCGGGUUACAACUAUCCGGACAACCAAUACCCGCAGUACAACAGCACUCAGUACAGCCAAUAUGGCCAGUACAAUCAAUAUCCUAAGCACCCAGCGGCCGGUGGCCAAUACGGCCCGAUGAUGCCGAAGCCGAAGAACGAGGGAACGAUUCGCGGCCAUCAAACAAUACCCAAUGAGAACCUGCUCGGUAGGGAUUCCGGCAGUCAGGAUGCGAAAUCCUACAUCGAUCCGAACCGACAUUUCGCUGGCUCACAGAACAGUCCACAUUAUCCAAACGGCAAUUUGGAGCAGCGCGUCGAUCAAUACGCCAACGACAACGUCGUCAGCCGAGCGCAGAACGGAGAGGGGCACUCUAUGACGACAACGGAUACUCCUCCGACGAGACCAGCUCUACCGGAGGAGAGCAGUUAUAGCGAGAGCCCGCCGCCACCGCCACCUAACACUUCAACACAUCCUUUAUAUAACAAACAAGCUGACACAAGAUAUACCGCAAGCAUGCAAGAUCCGCCACGGGGUAGUUACUAUCCUGCGGGAGGAAUCGGCACUAUGCAACAACCUCGGCAGUAUCAAUAUAGCGCGACGAAUCCUUGGCAACGAGAAGAAAGAGAGAAGGAACAAGCGCGCAGGAGAGAAGCCGCGAGACAAUGGCGUGAUCAGCAGAUCUCCGAGUUGAGCGCGCUGGCGCACCGAACGCAGCAGCAGGAGGAGCAGCUCCGAGCGUUACAGCUAGAGAGGGACUUCCAGAAGCGAGCGGAGGAGGCUGCCAAUCAAGACGACGACGAGGAAAGCAACGACCUGGAUAACGAGAGCGCCCAGCGUGUUCAGGGCUUGCUGAGGAUGGCAGUCAGCCAGGAGAGAAUAGUCCAAGGGAAUCAACAACCGCCGACCUUGUCCAGAACCAACACAAGCAAUCAGUCUAUGAGAGGCGGCGGCCUCUCUCUCCAGCCGAUAAGCAGUCAGAUGCAGCCUACUGCUGGCAGCCACUCUCACGCUUCUUUGUCCAGCCAAGCGACGUCUCAGAAUGUCGGGAUGAGCAGCUCCGGUCAGGAUAACAGUGGCCUGCACAUGCAAUCGAAUCAGCAGCAGCAGCAAACGGCGAAUCAAAGCAGCGAGGAGCAGCAGCAAAUGCACAUGUCUACUAAUUACGGCACACCUCUGAGUCACUUUGGCACCGGCCAGAAGCCCUAUUCUGUCGGCAUGUCACACUCCUCGGAAGACAGGGAGCUCCAACGGAGGAUGGACGAGGUGAAGCGAAAGCAAGCUGAAUAUGAGGAGAACCAGAAGAAGCAAGAAGAGGAGCUCAGGCAGCAUCAGCUGCACUCACAACAGCAGACGUAUCAGCAGAGCCAGCAUUCGAGAAACCAGCAACCUUUGCAUCCCGGCAUGCUGCGUCUGGAUAACUUGAUUAUCAAUGGGCCCAACAUGCCUAUGUCCUCGCAAAACAAUACAAACGAUGCACCUCCGCCACCAGAACGAGGUUCCAGCUAUGCCGUUAUGUCGCAACAAAGCGCUCUCAGGUCGAACGGCUCGACCGUGUCUAAUCUACCUCCAAGUUCUCAGCAGCCAGCAUCUAUGAAAAAGGUUUCUUUUCAUGAUUCGAAUGCAAAUAGCGAAUCUAUGCUGCGCAAUGUACCGUCCGGAACGUCAAAUCCGCCGUCGAUAACGAUGGAUACUAUCAGAGAAGAUCCCAACAAUUUUAUCAACGACGCGGAAAAUCUGUUAGCGUCUCCCAAGACACCGGAAGGUUCCGGAACUUCGUUUUCUGGCGCCACUCCCGGGGUGAUUGGAGCACAAGAAGUGUAUAAGGACCCGCGACAAAAGCGGCUAGCGGAGAAACAGAAGCAGCAGCAGAACUCGCAGAUUGGCGCGGUGCCGGAGAAGCUCAGCUUUAAGGAGAAGAUGAAAAUGUUCGCGAUGGAGACCGGCGAGGACGGUACACCGCGUGACAAAGUGAAGAUCUCGCGCGCCCAACGCGAGAUUGACAACAUCAGCAGCCCUCUCAAUUCCAACAAUAACAACAACAAUAACACCAGCGGCAAUAACAACAAUAACAAUAGGACCUAA
Molecule: messenger RNA, 12011 nt
Organism: Harpegnathos saltator (Jerdon's jumping ant)
Lineage: Eukaryota; Metazoa; Arthropoda; Insecta; Hymenoptera; Formicidae
Gene: cno
Product: adherens junction formation factor afadin
Exons: 22
Coding region: 3558-12011 (2817 amino acids)
Biological process (GO): regulation of protein localization; signal transduction
Cellular component (GO): adherens junction
Molecular function (GO): cell adhesion molecule binding
Source: RefSeq, a predicted model, not a curated record